CCCUCUCACCCCCAACCCACCCUCUCCAGGCCCGUCACCCUCCCCGCGCGCUCCUUUCCUUCCCGCUUUCCCCGGAGAAACAUGGCCGGGAACCGUGAGGAGGCGCCAGACUACGGGCGAGGCGUCGUGAUUAUGGAUGACUGGCCAGGGUAUGAUUUAAGCUUAUUCACGUACCCACAGCACUACUACCGAGACCUGGAAUACGUGCUCAUCCCUCAUGGCAUCAUUGUGGACAGAAUUGAACGGCUGGCUAAGGAUAUUAUGAAAGACAUAGGAUACUGUGACAUUAUGGUCCUGUGUGUACUCAAAGGAGGCUACAAGUUCUGUGCAGAUCUGGUAGAACACCUAAAGAACAUCAGUCGAAAUUCUGAUAGAUGUGUCUCUAUGAAGGUUGAUUUCAUCCGACUAAAAAGUUACAGGAAUGACCAGUCUAUGGACGAGAUGCAGAUCAUUGGAGGCGAAGAUCUUUCGACUCUGGCUGGAAAGAAUGUCCUCAUUGUUGAGGAUGUUGUUGGAACUGGGAGAACCAUGAAAGCCUUGCUCAGUAGCAUAGAGAAGUACAAGCCCAACAUGAUCAAGGUAGCCAGUUUGUUGGUGAAGAGAACACCUAGAAGUGAUGGCUUUAGACCUGACUAUGCUGGAUUUGAGAUUCCAAACUUAUUUGUGGUGGGUUAUGCCUUAGAUUACAAUGAAUACUUCAGAGAUCUAAAUUACUUCACUUUGGUGAUAUUUCACAGUCUUAGAACCUGGAAGCCUUUUCAGUGAACCUCUGAGCCCAUAUACUAGAAAUGCAACUGGAUUCCAUACUAAUAAAGGAGGAAAAGGACAAUUUAAUAUAAAUUUCAGUUUGCACACUUCUGACAGGCCAUUAUUAUCUGCUUUGACAAAGCCUCUCUGAACAGCAGUGUUCGGUGCAUCUUAAUGAUGUUAUGAAAUGGGCCUUUGCCCAGUGCUCUUGAUUGGAGCUUCCGGUAUGUGAUAACGGUAUGUCAUGUAUGCUUGGAUUUACUCAACUGUGUUUAAUACUCUGAAUUUUAAAUAGAAAAAACACAAUGGCAGCAAGUACCCUGGUUUCUCAGCACCACUUGUUUAUUCGUUUGAGACUUGAGCAAAUAGCAAAAUUGUGGGGGGAGGGGAAGGUGUUUUCAGUGCUUGAAACUGGGCAAGUAUAAAUUGUUCUUGUAUUUCCGUCAGAGGGCCAGACACUAUUAUGUAUUAUCCUAAAGAAGAAUACAGAGGCUGAAUAAUUUUUUUAAGUGGCCUUAUGAGACUGAUCACAUAACCCAGUGAGCUACAGAAAACUAGGAUACUUAAAAGUUUUUUCUGAAUAACAUUUUUUUCCAUUUCCACUGUUUUAUGGGAGGUUUUCUAAUUUAUAGGGAUUUUAAUUGAAAAUAAACUUGAGUGCCAAUAGAGCUGUUUUUUCCUCACUUCCUAAAAAGAGCAAAUGCAAAAUAAAUAACUAAGCAGCCUUUGUUUGGUUCUGAACUGUAUGUGGUGUAUUGUUAUUGAGUUCCAGCUUCCUUUAAAGUAAUAAAGAAUAAGAAAAC
Molecule: messenger RNA, 1550 nt
Organism: Dama dama (fallow deer)
Lineage: Eukaryota; Metazoa; Chordata; Mammalia; Artiodactyla; Cervidae
Gene: PRTFDC1
Product: phosphoribosyl transferase domain containing 1
Exons: 9
Coding region: 82-765 (227 amino acids)
Biological process (GO): purine ribonucleoside salvage
Molecular function (GO): hypoxanthine phosphoribosyltransferase activity
Source: RefSeq, a predicted model, not a curated record